AUGAUUAGCAAUCCUUUUAGCAAACUACUUUAAUCAAACUAAAUUAGAAACUCUUCUUAUUUAUAUCUUGAUCUCAGUUAAAUUUAAAUUUGUGACCACAAUUCUGUUCAGCUGGUAUAAGCAUUAGUAGCUGCUAAAUCUCUUUAUGAUUUAAAUUUAAAAUUUUCUCUAAAUAACAAAAUUAGUCUGCAAGGAGCAUAAAAUAUAUUUACAGGAUUACUAAAUUGUCAAAAUCUCUCUAAGUUAUCAAUUGAUUUAAAAAAUUAAAAUAUUGACGAUAAAAUAGCUCCAAUUUUAGGAAAUGGAUUGACUUUAAUUCAAAAUUUGCAGUUUUUAAAUAUCGACUUAAGGCACAAUAAGAUUACAGACUAAGGUGUUGCUGAUUUGACUCAUAGAUUCUCCUGCUUCUGCAAACUUACAGGCUUAGUUAUUGAUUUAAGUUAUAAUUUACUUACAGAUAAAGGGGCUUUUAACUUAGGAUAGUCGCUAAAAUCUAUGUUAAAUCUUUAGAAAUUAACUUUAUAUUUGCAAGCUAACUAAAUAGGUGAUUUAGGUGUCAAAAAUAUUUCAGAAAUUAUUGAAUUUUGUAAGAACCUUAAAAAUCUAACUAUUAUAUUAGAUAGGAAUCUAAUUACACAAGAAGGAAUUUAUUUUUUGGCAUAAAGCUUAACAUAGAGCUCUAACUUGAGCAACUUCACUAUUUAUUUAUAAGAAAACAAGCUGGACUCAACAUGUAUUUCUGAUUUAAGUGAUGGAUUAGCUAAAUGCUUCAAUUUAAGUAAUCUGGGAGUAUAUCUCAACUUCAAUGAUAUAACUAACGAAGGAGCAAUAUGCUUAGCAAGAAGCAUUUUACAAAUUAAAAAUCUAAAAAGUUUAGAACUCCAUUUAAUGUUUAAUUAAAUACAGAAGUUAGGUCUAAGUGAAUUAGGAUAAUGUUUGAGGCAGCUUAAUUACUUGAUAAGAUUAGAUUUCUCUAUUAAUAAAAUAAGUUCAUAUCAUACACAAACUUUUAAGAGAAAUGUCAAGAAAAUGAAAAGAUUAACAGAUUGCAAAAUUGAAACUGAUUGA
Tetrahymena thermophila SB210 is the source of this 1068-nucleotide messenger RNA. RefSeq names its product kinase domain protein. Gene Ontology annotation, molecular function: protein binding. The record is from RefSeq and is a predicted model, not a curated record. The transcript has 13 exons. NCBI's taxonomy places the organism in Eukaryota, Ciliophora, Oligohymenophorea, Hymenostomatida, Tetrahymenidae.